AAGCAGACGAAGCAGAGCGUACAGAUGGGAUUACAAUACUCGGGGUGACAACGCCGACCAUCAAAACGACGAUCACGACGAAGACAUGCAUGACGACGAGAACGGUCAGACGAAGGCGAUGGAUCAGCCUAAGGCUGAUUAUUGGGCCGGCUAUUACGAUUUUCUCAUAAACGAGGGAAGCUACAAAUUCUGGGCAGUCUUUCAGCUCGCGACCGCGGCUCUUCUGAUCUACAGCGCUUUCGCGGCUCUCUACUACGCCAAAGUGAAUCCGCCGACCACGGACGAUUAUUUCGACGAUAUACUCCGCCGGCGACGGCGACGAAGGAGACGCCGCUCGCUUCCGCCCGUGGCCCGUGACAGACCCUUCGCCGGACUCGACACCGUCACGUUUCAAAGGAUAAUCGAGGCCGCCGAGCGAGCACGUUGA
Messenger RNA from Wasmannia auropunctata (little fire ant), 427 nucleotides. RefSeq lists its product as uncharacterized. The record is from RefSeq and is a predicted model, not a curated record. NCBI's taxonomy places the organism in Eukaryota, Metazoa, Arthropoda, Insecta, Hymenoptera, Formicidae. The transcript is spliced from 2 exons. The annotation marks the transcript as partial.